CCCGAUAUUGCCAUCAAUCAAUCACUCGUGCGUUGAGAUUUGGACAUGAUGACCGCCGAGAUUAUGCGAGAGGUAGGUAUGACACACAUACCCACCGCAGAUCUAUCUAUCUACUCACGGAUGGAUGGAUGGAUGGCUCAUUGCAUGUGCAUCACAUCAUGCUGUGUGCUACGUGUGUGUGCAUUUGUAUGCAGCUGUGUGCUCUCUAUCACGGAAGCGGCGGUGACACCACCGACUCAGAUCCCUCAGCCCAGGAUAACCAAAUGGCACUCGCAGCCAUCGGUACGGCACACAUCCAUCCAUACACAACACGCACGCAAACACAGACCUGUCUGUCUGUCUGUCUUUUUGUGCGUGUGUGUAUGCGAUACACACGGGUGGAUGAGUGGAGUGCAGGCCGCCGUGUGGGUGUGGGUGUGUCACUGCCGUUUCGCGAGAGGGCCAUGGUCAUGGUUCUCGGGAACAUUUCGGCAGGCAAGUCGACGUUGAUCAACUGGCUGAUCGGCGAGCCCAUUCAGAAGACCGGCAUGGGCAUCGGUGUGUCAGUACAGACAGACACUCACCCGACCAUCCAUCCAGCACACUAAUUUGAUGUGUGUGGUCUGGUGUAUGUUCGUUCAGAAACGAGGCACUUCGCCAUUGUCACCAAGUAUGCACCGAAUGAAUGACCUCUUCUCUGUUUGUGUCGUGUACGUACGUAUCUGUGGAGAUGUGUGUGUUGCGUCGCAUGUGUGUGUGUCUGCAGGGGUGUGCGUACGUCGUCAGAGCUUGCCGGCGUGUCGACCGUCGAGCUGUUCCCCCAACUCAGACACAUCGCCGACAAACAUCCAGGUGCGGUGCGCGUGUGAUGGGAUGGAUGGACGGGUCACAUGUGAUGUGCAGUGCACUCAUUGGUAUGAUUGGUGCAGGUUUCACUGACGCGCUCAUCUGCCGCACCUGCCCGUCUGAAAGGCAAGCACUUCAGAGGAAGAUCACACACACGGACACAUACACACACACACAUGGAUGGAUGAGUAUAUCUCUCUCUCUGUCACUCUGUGUGUAUUUGUGUGUAUGUGUGUAUGGAUGUAGUCUAUCCCUGGUGGAUUUCAUCGACACGCCGGGACUCACAGAUGGCGAUGUGGACGUGAGAGCGCAUUAAUUGCAGCACACACACACACACACACACAGAGAGAGAGAGAGAGAGAGAGUGAUACGUACACAUAUGAAAGCAUUGCAUUUGUAUGUGGCUCUCUCUUGUGUUAACGUUAGUAUGGUUAUGACAUCGACGGCGUGCUGGACGAGCUGGCACACCAAGUUGACCUCAUCCUCGGUACACACACAGACCCACACACCCACACACACAGAGCAAGAGGGGGGAGGGAGAAAGGCAUCCAGGAUGCACAGACAUAUACACACAUUUGUGUGCGUACUGUACAGUGAUGCUGGAUCCCGUCACACAAGCCCUCAACAAGUAAGUACACACACAACCAUAGCCUGCCUGACGCACGCACAUGAGCGUGACUGUGUGGGGCGGCGAUUUGUGUGUUUUGUGCAUUCAUCCGUGGAUGGGAUGCACUCAGGCGGACACUCAGUGUGGUGCAGAGGAUCCACAAGAGCGUACCCAACAAGGACAAGUCAACACACACACACACACACAGCAGCCAACACACAUGCGUUCAUCGAUAUGUAGGCUGCGGUUUCUGCUGAGCAAAGUGGACGAAAUGCCGACAGAAGAGGAGAGAAUCAAGGUGAGUGAGUCAGUGCAUCAUGAGCUUUCCUUGUGCACCCACAUUUCCCAUUCCCUCGUGUGCGCGUCUCUCUGUGUGUGUGGUCAUAUUGAUUGAUAGGUGUUAUGUCAGACGACCCAGAUGCUAACGAGCAAAAUAGACACCGGGUGGGUGGGUUGACUUGUGUGCGGACGAAGCAUUCUCCUCUCAUUCAUUCUGUGUAUGUAUGUUAUGUGCAUAUGAUUGUGCGUAUGUCUGCAGCUAUGCCUUCGAUCUGAUGCCCAUCUAUAUCCCUGGUGCCAAAGGUACGGACACACACACACACAGAAAGCAUGCACACGUGUGUUGGCAGACAAACGCCCUCUCUCUCUCUCUCUCGGUCUGUCUCUGUCUCUGUGAGCACCAGAUUCCACAUACUUGCUGUCGUCGCACAUGUCGCCCAAUUCAUCGCCGCUCACCGUCACCACCAAAUCGUACGGACCCUACUCAAGAAACAUCCAGGCCCAUAUACAGACACACUUUAUUUACUUUGCAGGUCGUUCAACGACGACCAGCCCACUACGCAAUACGCCGCGACUGCCAGCGGCGCAUACACAUCACAGAUAGCCAACCGAAUCCAGGCACAUUGGCACACUCUCUGACACACACAGACACGCACAUCCAUCCCUCCCUCCCUCUCUACGCGUCUCCCUCAACGUGUAUUGUAUGCAUCAAUCCUGAUAUCAGGAUUUGCACUCAGAGAUAAUGCACACGAUCGACCGGCGCGUGCAGACCGCUUUGCACAGUUGCAAACAGGACACAGAGACCAUGAUACACAAGACAAAAGAGUACCCACUCAACUUAUGGAUAUUCGUACACACGCCCAAGUGGCUUUACAUGCUCUCUCGUGUGCAUGUGUCUGUCGUGUGUGUGUGUAGGCAGCAAUCGGCCGACAAGGCCCGGCGGGCCUACAACAAACGCGCAAAUGUGACAGGUAUGUGUGUGGGAGUGUGUGUGUUGGCAGACCCACACACAGACCUUGUCUGCUUCCCUGUGUGUGUGCAGAUCGGUAUUACGUCUUUGCGUACGUCGCGUGUGCGUUGCUGCUGUCGGUGGUGGCAAUCUGCACAUCGGCCAGCCUGCAGGACAUGUGCAUCCGAAUGCUGCCCAGGUGUGUAAACACUUACACACACAGCCCGCCACACGCACCCAUCCACAUGUGCUUGUGUGCAGCUCACGAGUGUAUAUUGAGCAGAUGAACACCAUCGGCACACACAUGCAGACCGGUUCGCUCACACACAGAGGGAGAGGCACCCAUCCAUGGCUGUCUGUUGUCUGUCUGUCUGUCUGUCUGCCUGUCUGCACACACGCAGUUGCUCAUCUUGAGAGCGGUCUGAAGCUGGUGUUUGCGGCAAUCGCUCUGAUCUCUUUUCUGGCACACCUGCUGUCUUCUCGUCAGAAAGUCCUCACUGUAUCGGAGAUCUCUGUGCUUGAGGUACCACCAAGCAGAUGCGUGUGCGCUCAUCGAUUUCUGUGUGUGAAUGUGCAGGAGUACCUGUCGUUUCUGUAUGGCUGCAAAGUCAAGUGCGCACAGCUGACCAAGGCAUACACACACCGGCAGCAGGAACAAGACAGCACCCAACACAACGGUACACACACAUAGACACACACAUGGCUGACUGGCUGGGUGCAGUGCAGUGCACGACACGAACGGGUUUGUGUGUGCGUGUGUACAUUGAUUGAUUGAUUGACUGAAGCCAUGUCAGCACAGCAGCAGCCAAUCGUCAAUAAUCCCGCAGCCAGCGCGUCGCAGCAGGUGAGGUGAACCAGCAUGGGACCGCACCCACUGCUGCAUGGUGCAUCCAUCCAUGUUUGUGUGGAUCUUUCAGGUGACCCCCGCACGUGUGAUGGACGCCUGGGCGUAGACAGGCCAGAGAUGACAGACAGACAGACAGACAGAUAGAUCGGCUCUGUGUACGUACAUACAUACAUUCGUACAUACAUGUACAGACAACUUAAGAGAAUGUGCUGUUGAGUUCACAAUGCUGCUUAUCGAUGGCCAACGUUGAAACGCUUUCGUGGGUCAAUCAC
Messenger RNA from Vitrella brassicaformis, 3779 nucleotides. Lineage: Eukaryota; Vitrellaceae. The record is from the annotation of a GenBank genome assembly.